This is a messenger RNA of Empidonax traillii (willow flycatcher), 1404 nucleotides long. RefSeq names its product carnitine O-palmitoyltransferase 1, muscle isoform-like. The annotation marks the transcript as partial. Gene Ontology annotation, molecular function: carnitine O-palmitoyltransferase activity. Gene Ontology annotation, cellular component: mitochondrion. Gene Ontology annotation, biological process: fatty acid metabolic process; carnitine metabolic process. Lineage: Eukaryota; Metazoa; Chordata; Aves; Passeriformes; Tyrannidae. The transcript has 11 exons. The record is from RefSeq and is a predicted model, not a curated record.
GCUGUAACGAUCUGGGGGGGCUGUAAUAGUUGGGGGGGGGGGCUGACACACCACCCCCUGCUCCCCAGGACUCCCCAGCAGAGCGGGCACAGAGGUGCCAGCAGCCCCCCCAGGAUGGCGGAGGCCCACCAGGCCGUGGCCUUCCAGUUCACGGUCACCCCCGAGGGCUUGGACUUCCACCUGAGCCGCGAGGCCGUGCGGCAGCUCUACCUCGCCGGCGUCUCCUCGUGGAAGAAGCGCUUGGUCCGCGCCAAGAACAGCUUCCUGACUGGCGUGUACCCCGCGUCCCCCUCCAGCUGGAUGGUGGUGGUCCUGGCCACUGCAGGUUCCUGCUACUGCCAGGUGGACCCGUCCCUGGGGCUCAUCGCCCGCAUCCGGCACUGCCUCUCCCACAGCGAGGUGCUGACCCCCCAGGCCCGCACGGUGGUCAGCACCGUGCUGUUCUCCACGGGGGCGUGGCUGGCGGCCGUCCUGCUCUUCCGGAGGGUGCUCCGGAUCCUGCUCUCCUACCACGGCUGGAUGUUCGAGCCCCACGGACACAUGAGCCGCAGCACCCGGCUCUGGGUGGCAGUGAUGAAGAUCAUGUCCAUCCGCAAGCCCCUUCUCUACAGCUUCCAGAGCUCCCUUCCCAAGCUCCCGGUGCCCCCCGUGGAAGCCACCAUCGCCCGGUACCUGGAGUCGGUGAGGCCACUGCUGGAUGACGACAAGUACAAAGAGAUGGAGGCCUUGGCCAAGGAAUUCCAGGAGAAGACGGCACCGCGACUCCAGCGGUACCUGCGCCUCAAAUCCUGGUGGACCACCAACUAUGUCAGUGACUGGUGGGAGGAGUACGUUUACCUGCGCGGCCGCAGCCCGAUCAUGGUCAACAGCAACUACUACGCCAUGGAUUUCCUCUACGUGACCCCCACCCACAUCCAGGCUGCGCGGGCGGCCAACGUGGUGCACUCGAUGCUGCUGUACCGGCGGCGGCUGGACCGAGGGGAGAUCCCCCCGGUGAGGGGGCUGGGGCGCUGCCGGACCAGCCCCGACGCCUUCAUCCAGAUCUCCCUGCAGCUCGCGCACUUCCGAGACAAGGGCUCCUUCUGCCUGACCUACGAGGCCUCCAUGACGCGGCUGUUCCGCGAGGGCCGCACGGAGACGGUUCGGUCCUGCACGGCCGAGGCCACGGCCUUCGUGCGCAGCAUGGCUGAUCCCCGGCACAGCCGCUCGGAGCGGCAGAAGCUUUUCAAGGCGGCGGCCGAGAAGCACCAGCAGCUUUACCGCCUGGCCAUGACCGGCUCCGGCAUCGACCGGCACCUCUUCUGCCUCUACCUGAUGUCGCGGUACCUGGGCACCCAGAGCCCCUUCCUGGCCAGGGUCAGCGAGGGAGGGACACGGAGAGGGAGUUACGGGACACGGCGGGGG